Otolemur garnettii (small-eared galago) is the source of this 1656-nucleotide messenger RNA. RefSeq names its product polyadenylate-binding protein 1-like. The record is from RefSeq and is a predicted model, not a curated record. Gene Ontology annotation, molecular function: poly(U) RNA binding; mRNA 3'-UTR binding; poly(A) binding. Gene Ontology annotation, cellular component: ribonucleoprotein complex; cytosol; nucleus. Lineage: Eukaryota; Metazoa; Chordata; Mammalia; Primates; Galagidae.
AUGGCCUCGCUCUACCCCAUGACCUCGCUCUACGUGGGGGACCUACACCCCGAUGUGACCCAGGCGAUGCUUUACGAGAAGUUCAGCCCGGCCGGGCCGAUCCUCUCCAUCCGAGUUUGCCGAGACCUGAUCACGCGCCGCUCCUUGGGCUACGGGUAUGUGAACUUCCAGCAUGCGGCAGACGCCGAGCGUGCUCUGGACGCCAUGAAUUUUGAUGUGAUUAAGGGCAGGCCAGUUCGCAUUAUGUGGUCUCAGCGUGAUCCCUCACUUCGCAGAAGUGGAGUGGGCAACAUAUUCAUUAAAAAUUUGGACAAAUCCAUCGAUAAUAAGGCCCUAUAUGAAACAUUUUCCGCUUUUGGUAACAUCCUUUCAUGUAAGGUGGUUUGUGACGAAAAUGGUUCCAAGGGCUAUGGAUUUGUACACUUUGAGACACAGUAUGCUGCCGAAAGAGCUAUUGAAAAUAUGAACGGGAUGUUUCUGAAUGAUCUUAAAGUGUAUGUUGGACAGUUUAAGUCUCGUAGAGAAAGAGAGGCAGAAUUCGGAGCUAAGGCGAAACAGUUCACUAAUGUUUACAUAAAGAAUUUUGGAGAAGAUAUGGAUGACGAGCGCCUUAAGGGGCUCUUUGGCAAGUUUGGACCUGCCUUAAGUGUGAAAGUAAUGACUGAUGAGAGUGGAAAAUCCAAAGGGUUCGGAUUUGUAAGCUUUGAAAGGCAUGAAUGUGCACAGAAAGCUGUGGAUGAGAUGAAUGGGAAAGAGCUCAGUGGAAAACAAAUAUAUGUUGGUCGAGCUCAGAAAAAAGUGGAACGGGAGACUGAACUUAAGCGCAAAUUUGAACAGAUAAAGCAAGAUAGGCUCACCAGAUACCAGGCUCUUAACCUUUAUGUGAAAAACCUUGAUGAUGAUAUUGAUGAUGAGCGUCUCCGUAAAGAGUUUUCUCCGUUCGGUACAAUCACUAGUGCAAAGGUCAUGAUGGAGGGUGGUCGCAGCAAAGGGUUUGGUUUUGUAUGUUUCUCUGCCCCAGAAGAAGCCACCAAAGCCGUUGUAGAAAUGAAUGGUAGAAUUGUGGCCACCAAGCCACUGUAUGUAGCUUUAGCCCAGCGCAAAGAAGAGCGCCAGGUUCACCUCACUAACCAGUAUAUACAGAGAACGGGACGUGUACGAGCUAUGCCCACCCCUGUUACCAACCCCUACCAGCCAGCACCUCCUUCAGAUUCCUGCAUGGCAGCUGUCCCACAGCCUCAGAACCAUGCUUCAUACGAUCCUUCUAGCCAAAUUGCUCAACUAAGACCAAGUCCUCGCUGGACUGCUCAGGGAGCCAGACCUCAUCCAUUCCAAAUUACCAUGCAACAGCCUGCUAUUCCCGUACAAGGUCAGGAGCCUUUGACCACUUGCAUGUUGGCAAAGCCUCCUCAAGAGGAAAAGCAAAUGUUGGGUGAACGGCUGUUUCCUUUUAUUCAAGCCAUGCACUCUAUUCUUGCUGGUAAAAUCACUGGCAUGUUGUUGGAGAUUGAUAAUUCAAAAUUUCUUCAUAUGCUUGAGUUUCCAGAGUCCCUCCGUUCUAAGGUUGAUGAAACAGUAGCUUUACUGCAAGCCCACCAAGCUGAAGUGGCAGCCCAGAAAGCAAUUUACAGUGCCACCAAUGUUCCAACCAUUUAA